UGUCAACAUGUGUAAAAUAAUUUUCUGUGUAACCAGGUCCAGCGGUUGACUGUCGGGAAAUCAAGAACCGGGGUAUUUAUCAAGAUGGAAUGUAUUGGUUGGACCCGGAUGGAGGAAGCCAUUCAAACGCAUUUCUGGCCUACUAUGACAUGACGUCACACAAUGGAGGAUGGACCAUGUGUUACACUACUGAUGAAUAUGUCAAAGCCAAGACUGAAGUCACAUACAGCGCUCAGUUUCCUUAUGGAAGUGACGGCUACAGGACCAACUGCAACAACAUCCCAUUCACAGAAAUCUUCUUCAUCGAUCACCAAACUGGAAACAAAGCCUACUUCAAGCGAAGAGUCAACCAGCCCGUAACGGCCGCUGGGAACUAUGGGAAGGCUGCUGGUACCUAUGGAUUGUGGGACGGCGUGGCUGCAAACAACGAUUACUCCUACCAGCUGCGUAUCUGCGAUACUUCUUUCUACGCUGGCUUCUUCGUUUCUGGUUACACGAGUAGCUGUUACAAGCAGUGUAAUUCUUGGUGUAAUGAUCGUACCACGCCUUACUUCCGUACAGCGACAACUCAAUCCAACUUUAAAGGUGUAGCCUUUAACAACAAUGGUGCUACUGCCCUCGACAAUAGGCUUAUUAGUGUUGGUCUGCGUUGA
This is a messenger RNA of Orbicella faveolata, 653 nucleotides long. RefSeq lists its product as uncharacterized. The record is from RefSeq and is a predicted model, not a curated record. Lineage: Eukaryota; Metazoa; Cnidaria; Anthozoa; Scleractinia; Merulinidae.